AUGUCGGAUCACGAGGAAAACGGCUCCGAUGUGGGCUUCAAGACGCCUAUCCCUGAGCUGGAUGACCACAGACAUCAACCACCCUCUUCACAGCAACAUGAGCGGGUCCGUCGAGGUACCUUCGAUUCGCUGUACGGUGCUCGUCUUCUGGCCGCCGACGAUGAUCAGGCACCGGACAAUUCCAAAAAUCGACUAAAAAGCUCAGAGGAGGCAAUCUUGGACGACGAGAUCGAUCAGGCAUCACCCACUACCCGGCGCCCUCGGCGGCCUACGGUGGAGACUAUUGGCGAGCAGCGUUCGAUCUCGCCUCCCAACUCUGUCAAGGCCUUUGCCGAAGCUCGCCGUCGCGAACGUGAGAUGUCGUUUUCGGAACCGAGACCUGAGGAAACUGAACUACAUCGAGCUAUUUCCAUUGCCAGUCGUCGAAGCAGGCCGCGCACUGUGGAUGAUGACGCCGUCAGUAUGGACUCGAAUCACACAGCCGAGGAAGACGUUUGCUUUCCACUUCAGGACAAGGGCAGGAAGGAUCAGUUGUACAUUGAUUUCGACUACCUGGAGAACUUCUUGCAGUCUGAGUCUGCUGCACGUGCUCUCAGCAAACAGGAGACUGUGGACAGAAGCUUUGCGGAUUUACGACCCCAAGAAAAACCCACUCUGGCUGACGAGUUAAGGGCUCCUCAGCAGCCGUCCAUUGAUAAGAACCGUUUCAGCUUCUUCUCCUCGGCUUGGGAGUCCACCAUCCAUGCUCAAGACUUUGGUGACCUGGUUCUACCAGGAGAGGAUGUUCGGGGGUUGUUUGCUUUGCCGCCAAACGAAUCAGACGGUGUCUGGUGGCUCAAUGUCAACAACCCAACAAAAGAAGAAGUCCAAGCCAUUUGCAAGGCAUUCGGGAUCCACCCUCUUACGAUUGAGGAUAUCACCACUCAGGAGGCGCGCGAAAAGAUCGAGCUUUUUCCUUCCUACUACUUCGCGAGCUUUCGCUCGUUUCAGACAGUAGAAGAAGACGAUGGGCAAGAGUAUGAGCCAUUCAAUAUCUACGUUGUUGUGUUCAGAGAAGGGACUUUGAGCUUCAGCUUUCAACCAAAUGCUCAUGCUUCCCACGUUAGGAAGAGGAUUGCUUUGUUGAAGGAUUAUGUUGCUCUCAGCAGUGACUGGAUUUGUUACGCGAUGAUUGACGACAUUGUUGAUUGCUUUGCGCCAAUCAUUCGAAAGAUUGAGCUGGAGGCUGACUCGAUUGAAGAUGAAGUCUUCGUCAUUCGCGAAGGCGAUUCAAGCGUCUUCUUGCGGUCCAUCGGGCGAGUGUGCAAGAACUGCAUGGCAUUGAUGCGUCUGCUUGGAGGAAAGGCUGACGUACUCCGUGGUUUCACCAAGCGCUGCAACGAAAACUACAAGGUGACACCUCGGAUGGAUAUUGGCUUGUACCUCGGCGAUAUACAGGAUCACGUGGUCACGAUGGUCACAAACCUCGGACACUUCGAGAAGAUCCUGUCUCGUUCUCACAGCAACUACCUUGCACAGCUAUCCAUCAACAACAUUGCACAGGGAACAGACACCAACCGGGUGCUGAGCAAGAUCACAUUUCUUGCCUCAAUCCUGGUGCCGAUGAACCUCGUAAGUGGCUUGUUCGGCAUGAAUGUCCGCGUGCCUUUCCAGGAUGGUCCGAACGUGAUUCCAUUCUUCACCAUUAUGGGCAGCCUGUUCUUCUUCUGUAUCGUCAUCUUGGUAUGGGCUCGCAGAGCCAGGUACAUAUGA
Molecule: messenger RNA, 1752 nt
Organism: Verticillium alfalfae VaMs.102
Lineage: Eukaryota; Fungi; Ascomycota; Sordariomycetes; Glomerellales; Plectosphaerellaceae
Product: magnesium transporter ALR1
Exons: 3
Coding region: 1-1752 (583 amino acids)
Biological process (GO): intracellular magnesium ion homeostasis; magnesium ion transmembrane transport
Cellular component (GO): plasma membrane
Molecular function (GO): magnesium ion transmembrane transporter activity
Source: RefSeq, a predicted model, not a curated record